Angiostrongylus costaricensis is the source of this 1413-nucleotide messenger RNA. The record is from the annotation of a GenBank genome assembly. NCBI's taxonomy places the organism in Eukaryota, Metazoa, Nematoda, Chromadorea, Rhabditida, Metastrongylidae.
AUGUUGGUGUUAUUUGAAACGGCUGCAGGCUACGCGUUAUUCAGACUUCUGAAUGAGAAAAAGCUGAAAAACGUGGACAAUAUCUACGAGGAGUUCUCGACAGCGCAGAAAGCGCAAGAGAGUCUUCAACUAAUUGCGUUCAAGAAAUUCAAAAGUACCGUCGAAGCAGUUGAGAGUGCAUGUGCCCUUCAAGAUGGAAAGCUGAAUAAGUCUUUAAAAAAACUCCUGAAAGGGAAAAUCGACGAGAGCGAACAACUAGCCGUAGGAGACGCGAAAUUGGGAAGUUUGAUUAAGGAUAAGAUGGAAGUUCCUUGUGUGUAUUCGCCCGCAGUAGCAGAACUGAUGCGUGGUAUCCGUGCUCAUAUCGACUCGUUGCUUGGUGAACACAAGGCUGAAUUAAAUGCCAUGAAUUUGGCCGUGGCACACUCUCUUGGUAGAUACAAAGUUAAAUUCAAUCCAGAAAAGAUUGAUACCAUGAUUGUGCAGGUUAGAAUUGAACAAUUAUGUAAUGAGAUAACUUGGGAAAAUUGUUCAGGAUCACCAAGUUGGUUUUUCCACUCAUUCGCAUGCAUUUUCGUCAUUAAAACUAUUGGUAUGCGACAAAAUGCAGUUGAUGCUGAUCUCUCCAGUGUUCUUCCAGAAGAAAUGGAAGCCAAAGUUAAAGAAGAAGCUGAAAUUUCUAUGGGAACAGACAUAUCUGAUCUAGAUCUUAUACAUAUAAGUGGCUUGUGUGAUCAAAUUAUUGAGCUGUCUCAGUACAGAACUCAGCUUUUCGAAUAUUUAAAAAAUCGAAUGACGGCUCUCGCUCCGAAUCUCACUUGUCUUCUUGGUGAACUUGUUGGUGCACGGCUGAUCUCGCAUGCUGGAUCUCUGGUUUCUUUGGCGAAAGCUCCUGCUUCCACAGUUCAAAUUAUAGGGGCAGAGAAGGCGCUUUUCCGAGCAUUAAAAACCAAAAAGGACACACCUAAGUAUGGAUUGAUCUACCAUGCUCAACUCAUCACCCAAGCUCCACCGAAACUCAAAGGGAAGAUGGCUCGAAAGCUUGCUGCGAAGUGCGCUUUGGCCACUCGCAUAGACGCAUUGGCUGAUGAAUCAAGGGGUUCAGAAGUAGGAAUGGAGUGCAGAGCUAAUCUCGAGGCAGUUCUGAGAGUGGAACAAGAACGAGGACCGAAGAAAAUUAGCGGUUAUUCGCACAAGCACGAAAAAUACCACUUUAAGAGUGAAACUUUCGAAUAUGACGCGGCAAAUGAUGUCCCUAAAAGACCCAUGAAGAGGAGGUUCGAUGAUGAUCAAGGAGAACCGGCGAAGAGGCCAAAGGAAGUCGAAAUUGAGGAAGUAGCGACAUUGUCAGAGAAAAAGAAGAAGAAGAAGGAGAAGAAAGUCAAGAAGGGAGACACUGAGGAAGUAGAAUAG